This is a messenger RNA of Heterocephalus glaber (naked mole-rat), 5733 nucleotides long. It is a transcript of the gene Sstr1, whose product is annotated as somatostatin receptor 1. Gene Ontology annotation, cellular component: plasma membrane; neuron projection. Gene Ontology annotation, biological process: neuropeptide signaling pathway; cellular response to estradiol stimulus. Gene Ontology annotation, molecular function: somatostatin receptor activity; neuropeptide binding. The record is from RefSeq and is a predicted model, not a curated record. NCBI's taxonomy places the organism in Eukaryota, Metazoa, Chordata, Mammalia, Rodentia, Bathyergidae.
GAGUGGGCAGCCUUAUCUUUCCCAAGUGAACACCUAGAUGAAUUUCCAAUACCGUGCCUGGCACGUUCCGGAGGGAGUCUCAGGCUCCUCCGGAGCUCCCAGCUCCGCGUCCCGGUUUCUACAGUCGAUAUUCCUGUGGGAAACACGGGUGGGGGCUCUGGGCACCACGAGCUUUAUUAAGAGAUUGGCAGUGGUUCAUUCAGACCUCCGCAUCCCCUCACCCAAGGGCUGCGCGGUGCGACUCAGAAUCCCCUAAAGCAUCAUUGUGGCGCUUCCUGCUCAUUACGUACGAGGCUUAGGACCAGUUUCCGCGAUUCCAAGAGUAUUCGCGUGGGCACUCGUGCUGGGGGCCGAGCCCAAGAGGGGAGCCGGACCGCGCGAAGAACGUCAGCGCGCCGCCCAGACCACAUGCACUUUGCACCGGCCUUCUACGCGUCAGUCCGGAGGUAGAGCGCCCUGGGAAGGAGCCCCGUAGCUUCCUUAGCAGGUCUGAAGGGCAGGGCCAUCCGGGGUGGGAGGUGGGAAUUAAUGGCCCCAGAGAGCAUCCCUGGAGAGGAGCCAGGGUUCUCCCCAGGAGGGGGCAGCAACUGUGGGGGACUGAGAUCACCUCCAGAUAGCCAGUUUGGAGUUCGUUUCAGUCUUUGCGUUGGGUCGGAGUUGGGUGGGGUGGGACAGAAUUUGCACCUCAGGCGCGCAGCUACCCUCCAGGUAGGCGGAGACACUCCCCUGGUCCCUCUGGGGAGCGCGCCAAGGUACAGUGAGGGAGCGCUUAAGCUGCUCCUGUAGUUGAGCCUGGGAAGGACUGGGAAGGAAAAAAUUGGGGGAGGGAGAACAAACCACCUAGCCCCCCCCCCUUCGGUAGUUGCUGACGCGCUGGUGGUGCCUAUUAAUCAUUCACCGGUCCGGAGCUGCGCCAGUUAAUGGCUUUGCGUGCCGGGUUCUAGCCCCCUGGCCGCUUCUCUCCAAGCUCCCGCGUGCCCAGACGCCCCGAGCGCCAGAGCCAGCUCGCAGGCAGCCGCCAGGAGAUGAGCACUGCCGGUGCUGGUAGGAGCUGCUCUCUCCGCCCGCGCUGCUCUCUGCCCCGGGGCGCCAGGUGGCUGUGAGCUGCUGGCGACCGGCCGGGUGGCUAGGGAGGGCGCGGGCGAAGGGGGCUCGAGAACUCCCCAGCGCCUGCAGCCCCACCGGCCCCCCUCGGCUGGGAUGUUCCCCAAUGGCACCGCCUCCUCUCCUUCCUCCUCUCCUAGCCCUAGCCCGGGCAGCUGCAGCGAAGGCGGCUGCAGCAGGGGCCCCGGGGCCGGCGCUGCGGAAGGCAUGGAGGAGCCUGGGCGAAACGCGUCCCAGAACGGGACCUUGAGCGAGGGCCAGGGCAGCGCCAUCCUCAUCUCUUUCAUCUACUCCGUGGUGUGCCUGGUGGGGUUGUGCGGGAACUCCAUGGUGAUCUACGUGAUCCUGCGCUAUGCGAAGAUGAAGACUGCCACCAACAUCUACAUCCUCAACCUGGCCAUCGCCGACGAGCUGCUCAUGCUCAGCGUGCCCUUCCUGGUCACCUCCACGCUGUUGCGCCACUGGCCCUUCGGCGCCCUGCUCUGCCGCCUCGUGCUCAGUGUGGACGCGGUCAACAUGUUCACCAGCAUCUACUGCCUGACUGUGCUCAGCGUGGACCGCUAUGUGGCCGUGGUGCACCCCAUCAAAGCAGCCCGCUACCGUCGCCCCACCGUGGCCAAGGUGGUGAACCUGGGCGUGUGGGUGCUGUCGCUGCUCGUCAUCCUGCCCAUCGUGCUUUUCUCACGCACCGCGGCCAACAGCGACGGCACAGUGGCCUGUAACAUGCUCAUGCCCGAGCCUGCCCAGCGCUGGCUAGUGGGCUUCGUGUUGUACACGUUUCUCAUGGGUUUCCUGCUCCCCGUCGGGGCCAUCUGCCUGUGCUACGUUCUCAUCAUCGCCAAGAUGCGCAUGGUGGCCCUCAAGGCCGGCUGGCAGCAGCGCAAGCGCUCGGAGCGCAAGAUCACCCUGAUGGUCAUGAUGGUGGUGAUGGUGUUUGUCAUCUGCUGGAUGCCCUUCUACGUGGUGCAGCUGGUAAACGUGUUCGCUGAGCAGGACGAUGCCACGGUGAGCCAGCUGUCCGUCAUCCUGGGCUACGCCAACAGCUGCGCCAACCCCAUCCUCUACGGCUUCCUCUCGGACAACUUCAAGCGCUCUUUCCAGCGCAUCCUGUGCCUCAGCUGGAUGGACAACGCCGCGGAAGAGCCCGUCGACUACUACGCCACAGCCCUCAAGAGCCGCGCCUACAGCGUGGAGGACUUCCAGCCCGAGAACCUGGAAUCCGGAGGCGUCUUUCGUAACGGCACCUGCACUUCCCGGAUCACUACGCUUUGAGCCCGCGCCCUGCGCCAGGAAGCGAAAGACCGACGGGAUGGGAGGCUCAGGGUGGAGCGAGGUUAUCUGCGCCGCCGCCCGGCGCGGUGGGUGGGGGGCCGUGGGGCUAGGGUCCGUCACCCCUCGGGUGGAGAGACCUAGGAAUGCCUCACGAAGAGCCAGGUAGAAUUGAGAGCUUCGCUUAUAAAUCGGGAAGGCUUUCUGAGCACCCUUUUCUCCGUGUCCCACUUUGGGCCUUUUCCUCCGCUGAGCUUGCUGCUGUCAAUCCCUCUGAUCCCCACGCCUUGGAAAUCCUUCUUUCCUCACCGUCCCGCCCCGGGUGCAGAUCGCCGACUCAACGCCGCCGCCGCUGUCCAUCCGCAGCCUCUCCAGCUGUUAUUUCUGUUUGUUUAAACUGAGCCAAGGUUGUAGCCACGAGUUGCCCUCCGAGUAGGCUCCCACCUCUCCCCCAGGCCUGCCCUGGCGCUCCUCAGGAAAUGGAGAACUACCGCUCUCCUUUGGAGGAGUUUUACUUUAAGGCAAGUCCACUUGAGACUGAACUAGGCAGACCUGAACUUGGAGAGAAGUCGCACUUAGAAAUGAACUGGGCAGCAUGUUUCCCUGGGACCCUCCGCAGCUCCCACUCCGCCCAGAGUGGAGCCAGGUGCUUAGUAAGUAAAACAGGUCUUGUGGUUCCCACCCCAGUCAGUCUCCGCGACGUCCCACCACCUCCCCCUCUUUGAGCAAAAGGAGCGGGAGAACAAGCCUUUGUAGAAGAUCUCUGGGUCGGGAGGGCGCGGCUAGAAGCCACCCUCCUGCCUGGCUCUCACUUUCAAAAUUCCGUUCUCCCUACUCCUCUGUGUCUAGCGCGGCGGGGGGGGGGGGGACUUUUCCAGGCCGCUGCACUCACUGAAGCAAGGCAGCUCCCUCCCCAAGUUUCUAGAGGAGUCCACUUGACCGAAGAAUGGGGCCACCCUGGAUUUCCAGGUCCUGUAUAGGUCUCUAGAGGCAGCGGGGCAGUGGUCUAGGGUGACAACUUAGAUCAGUGGCCAAAGUUGGCCAUGUAGCCGCAGCCGCAGGCUGGAGUGCAGUCCAUCUGGCCUGUGACGGUUGCUCCCUUUCAAGCGGUGCCUACCAAGUUAUUUUCUUGUUUCCCAUAUUUAUUUAUUUAUUUAUUUGUAGUGUUGGGAAAUGUGUUUCUGCUUUCCUUUUCUCCCCUUGCCUAGCUCAGGCGGUUUCUUGGGGACUCUAGGGAUUGGAGUGGAGGGAAUGGAGGAAACUUUCCCCCUACUCCAAGGUCUCCUCAAACCCUUCUCUCUGCUGGACCCUCUUUUCUUAUCUUUUCCUCUAGUAUGUCUAUUUUCUCACUAUUCAGUGAAAUUUGGAGAUUUUUCCUAUUUUUCUUAUUGUAGUGGCUUGUCUUAUAAUACUAAUAAAUAAAUGACAAUGGGGGCUAGCUUCUUUCCAUGCAGAGUAAAAAGCCCCAAACUCCUGGGUUUCCAGGAAACGUAUAGGGGAAGCAUCACCCUAUAUGUGAUUUUAGUGUGUGUGUGGGUAUGUAUGUUUGUGUAUACUCAUAUAUAUAUUUGUUUAUCUGGUCCCAUUGUCAUGAGUCCAUGAAACAAUUCCAAGUAUAGCCACUAACAGUGACAGAAGUGAUUCUGGCUGGAAAACUUUCAGGUUUAGAGCUGCAAGUAGCACUCAACCUGGAACUGAGAAAUCUAAUUCAAAGACUUUAAUCACUGCUGAGGAUGUCCCUACUUCUUUUACGUUCCAGCAGACGUGAUUCUUGCAAUCCAGUUUAUAUAUCCACUAGUUUGUGAGAACAUUGGAAAUGAAAUUAUUUGUGUUUAUGUUUAAUCUUGCCAGCUACUUUGGAAAUCCAAGCAGGGCAAGGAGCAACAAUUUUACUUCUUUGUAUUUCUUGUGUUGCUUAGUAUGCUGGCUUGUACAUAGUAUGCACUAGACACAUGUUUGCUGCUUGAUUGUUGAAAUAAGCCAGAGUGUAUUACAAUGAUCUGGAGACAAUAAUCUGGGAUUCUCAGGUUCUCUCACUGACAUGGUACACAAUGGUUGAACUUACUUUUCUGAAGGUGUUUCCUGUAUAUUUGCUUCAACAUUGUGCUUUUCUAAAAGCAGUAACCAACAGUUAAAUGUCUCUAAUGUUUAAUUUAAACUGAUGAACAAAUAUGCUUUUGAUCAGAAAUCAGAAAGUUUAGAUCUGUCCCUUAAUACUAUAUAUUAUUACUCUUUUGGAAAAUAGGUUUUUAAUGUUUAAGAACAUGGAAUUUACAAAUUGAAAUCUUGAUCAUCAUACUCUUAACAGGAUAUAAAUCUAGUGCUUUUAACCUGUUAUCAUUGUGAUACUAACUAAAUAAACAGAUGUAUGAUGCUACAGCAAGUUCUCUGACUGGCGCUUGAAUCUUACUGUUUUAAUGGAUUACUUGAACACAUGCACACACACAAACACACGCACACACACAAACACACACACACAACCGAGGCUUGACUUCAGAUUAUCUUUGGAAAUUUAACCAAGAUUGCAGUUAUUUUCUUUAAAGAAAGUUCUGUUAAUUCAGAGAGAGAGAGAGAAACAGUUGAGUCGUAUGGAUAAGAAACAAUGCCCUGGUUUGCACUCUGUUGUCACCAAACCAAGUAGACAAUAUCUCUCUAUCUCUCACAGAUUAAAUUACUGUCUGCCCUCAUUUAUGACCUCAGACUGUUGUCGGAGCUAAGUAAGUGCUGAUCUACAUCUGAAGAAGAGAUAAUGAUACGGAAAAAUAUUUCUUAAAAGUGGGGGCCAGGGAUUUAGCUCAGUGGUGCAGUAGCCUGCCUCACAAGCAUAAGGUCCUGAGUUCGAUCCCUGGUACCAAAAAAAAAAAAGUGUUGUGGAGCUUAGUGGUUAAAAGAAAUAGGAAAAUCAGAUUUCAACAUAAGGAACAUAAAAGAAGAAGGAGCUGUUCUAUGCUGUGUUCAGUGAUGGCUAUUUCCAUCCUGGAAGACUGCAAGAAAACACUAGGGGAGCAUUUUUUAAAGACUUCAAUUUUUGCAGUAGUUUUAUUUUCAUAACAAAAUAAACAGAAAGAAGUAUUUUCCAAGUAGACAAGAGCAGCAGUAAUUCUAGGACCAGAGUGGGAGGUGGGCACUUCAAAUGCUCCGUAACUCCAACCUUAAUAGAGUGCUGUUCAUUAUCUCAAUGUGACAAGGAUGGCUGAACUUUGGUCUUUAUAUGAUUUUUUAAAAAAACUAUAGCAAAGUGAGUGACAAAUGGAAAAUUAGACUUCCAACUUAGAUGUAGCAAAGAAAACAACUUCAAAAUUUUAUUUAUUUAUUUAUUUACUGCUAAGGUUAGAACCCAGGGCCUUGUCCAUUCUAAGC